Molecule: messenger RNA, 849 nt
Organism: Candidozyma haemuli
Lineage: Eukaryota; Fungi; Ascomycota; Pichiomycetes; Serinales; Metschnikowiaceae
Product: anaphase promoting complex subunit
Exons: 2
Coding region: 1-849 (282 amino acids)
Biological process (GO): anaphase-promoting complex-dependent catabolic process; protein K11-linked ubiquitination
Cellular component (GO): anaphase-promoting complex
Source: RefSeq, a predicted model, not a curated record
AUGGAACGAGAAAUGCCUUUUGAUAGCUAUGACGACGUUCUAGAACAUAACAUCAGAUCAACAGAGCACGAAGGAUAUCAGGAUAAUAGCCAGGCAGAAGUCUCCCAUGAACCUCCAUCCUUAGAACAACAGCAGCAUACAUAUUAUAAGAAUGGUCAGAAGGACCUUGAAGAUCUUCAGCUUCUAGAUCUUUCUCCACUAGCGACGUGGAAACUUUCGUCGUUCAAGAAGGGGUACGGUAUCCCCCAGUUGAGAGCUGACACUCCUGAUCUAUAUUGGCAAUCUGAUGGAAGUUCAGGAAACAACAUGGAACAUCAGACUAAUGAUGGUGGACAGCUUAGUCACCCUCAUUCUAUCACCCUUCAAUUCUCCAAGAAAGUGUCUUUGGAGCGCAUUUGCAUAUUCACCAACUACCAGUUGGACGAAUCGUAUACACCGCUGAAAAUUAAGGUGAUGGCGGGCGGAUCGAUUUGGGACUUGACUGACGUUUGUGUGGUGAAACUAGAAAAACCAAUUGGCUGGUCCCAUAUUGUCUUUAAUGGUGUUAGAGCCGAUGGGCUCUUGAAAUGUUUUGUUGUUCGGAUCAUCGUAUUGGCCAACCACCAGGACGGAAAAGAUUCACAUAUUCGGGCUGUUAGGUGUCUAGGUAAAAAGUCACAUUCGCUGAUGGUUUAUGAACCAGCAGCAGACAAAGCUCUUAAGCAACAAAGUGUUGCUUCUGGAUUCACUAGUGUUUCGGGUAUUCUGUUGAAUAAUCACUCAUUUGGUGAACUACCUACAUCGCUACGCCGAGCUGAUUCGCUUGAUGGCAUUUCUAUUGAGGAGACAGACGAAGAGAACCUCUUCUAG